GCUUUCGCCCUGCCAAGCUUGAGAGCUAAUGUCGAAGAAGAGUCACAUCUGGACUGAAAACACUCAAGCACCACACUGGCUUCACCUACAUCUAAUGUAUCCUGAAAAAUUACUUGUCAUCUCGCACAUUGCUGCCCCUCAUAGAAAAUUGAAUGCCCGCGGGUUAGACUACUUCCCGCUUCACGUCCCCUCUCAGUGUUGUGUGAUGGCGAUGAGUUCACAGCACCGCCACCAUGGCAGCAGUGGCCUCUUCUUCAUCUCAUGGUUCAUGGAUGGUACUGGCCAUUCUACUGGUUGUAGAAGGCAAUCUCCUGAUUGUUGCUCGCAUGGGUCUUUGAAGCCUGUGAAACCGGGAGCAUAUUUGAGUGGCUUCGCUGAAUGGCAUCGGCACCUAGAAAAAUAA
Lolium rigidum is the source of this 403-nucleotide messenger RNA. RefSeq lists its product as uncharacterized. The transcript is spliced from 4 exons. The record is from RefSeq and is a predicted model, not a curated record. Bases 29 to 403 code for a protein of 124 amino acids. Lineage: Eukaryota; Viridiplantae; Streptophyta; Magnoliopsida; Poales; Poaceae.